Messenger RNA from Saccharomycodes ludwigii, 408 nucleotides. It is a transcript of the gene RIM1, whose product is annotated as Rim1p. Gene Ontology annotation, molecular function: single-stranded DNA binding. Gene Ontology annotation, biological process: DNA replication. Bases 1 to 408 code for a protein of 135 amino acids. The transcript has a single exon. NCBI's taxonomy places the organism in Eukaryota, Fungi, Ascomycota, Saccharomycetes, Saccharomycodales, Saccharomycodaceae. The record is from RefSeq and is a predicted model, not a curated record.
AUGAUUAGUAUUCCAGUUACCAUUGCCAAGAGAACAUUUACUUCAACAACUAAAAGACUAGACUUUGCUAAAAUAGCUAUUAUUGGCCGUAUUGGUAGUGAUUUGGUGGAACAUACCACAAACGCCACAAACAAACCAUUUUUAAAAUAUUCCAUUGUUUCUCAAGCUAGUAAGAAGUACCAGCCAAAUUGGUUUAAUGUUACCGUAUUUGAUGACAAUCAAGUUAAAUUCAUGGAACAAUAUGUAAUUAAAGGUUCAAAAGUUUAUAUUGAGGCUGAUGUUACUCAAAAUAAGUAUGAAAAGGAAGAUGGUACUACUGGGUUCUCUUUUAAUUUUGUUCAAAGACAAAUUAAUUUGUUACAAACACCAAGAAAUGCUACUGCUUCUGAAGAUGGGAAUAACAAUUGA